GUGGCAUUUCACUCUCUCUGUGUCAAUGGCUACCAUUAGUAGCUACUUUCACAUAUGUGCCUCUGAUCAUCACUCUCGUAUUCGUCGAAUCUCUGAGACAGAUCAACCUCGACCCACAUAUCAAUUCGUCACUCUUUCGUCUCCUGUUUCCAGAAGAGACGCGAAUCUUGUACUCCUCUGCUCGCUUCCUUUGACGAGCUUCUUCGUUCUACCGACGAGUUCUUCUGAGGCGAGAGAGAGACGUAGCAGAAAAGUCAUCCCUCUCGAGGAGUACUCCACUGGCCCUGAAGGGUUGAAAUACUAUGACAUUGAGGAAGGUAAAGGUCCAGUAGCCACAAUAGGAUCAACUGCUCAGGUGCAUUUUGAUUGCCGUUACAGAAGCAUCACUGCAAUCUCCACCAGAGAGUCUAAGCUUUUGGCUGGGAAUCGUAGUAUUGCUCAGCCUUAUGAGUUCAAGGUGGGAUCUACGCCAGGGAAGGAAAGGAAACGAGAGUUUGUGGAUAAUCCAAACGGGUUGUUCUCUGCACAGGCUUCACCAAAGCCUCCUCCGGCAAUGUAUUAUAUAACUGAAGGAAUGAAAGUCGGUGGCAAGAGAACUGUGAUUGUUCCUCCUGAAGCUGGUUAUGGUCAGAAAGGAAUGAACGAGAUUCCGCCAGGAGCUACUUUUGAGUUAAACAUAGAGCUGCUUCAGGUGACGCCCCCUCAAGAGAAGAAAGAGAAGUGAACAAGAUUCUUCCAACAACACUGAUAAAAGAAGUUUGAAGCUUUCACAAGCAUAUGGUCUCAUCAUUUGUCAAAAGAUACAUUAUAGAGGAGAAACUAGAGAAUGUAAAUUUUGGACUCCGGUACACUAAAUAACCGGGUAUUGUUUGUUUGAAUAGAAUCUGUUAAAAGUAGCUGACUCCUACGUGACGGAUUUUAAUUGGCCCAAAAGUGUUAAGAGACUCCUAAUGUGAUAUGAUUG
Molecule: messenger RNA, 964 nt
Organism: Eruca vesicaria subsp. sativa (arugula)
Lineage: Eukaryota; Viridiplantae; Streptophyta; Magnoliopsida; Brassicales; Brassicaceae
Source: the annotation of a GenBank genome assembly